Doryrhamphus excisus (bluestripe pipefish) is the source of this 976-nucleotide messenger RNA. The record is from RefSeq and is a predicted model, not a curated record. Lineage: Eukaryota; Metazoa; Chordata; Actinopteri; Syngnathiformes; Syngnathidae.
AAUAGUUUUGACGCAAAUAAAAGAGGAGAAACAUUGAUCUAAUUCGGAAUAUAGUUUAAUUUAAUGUGUUAUGACACCGUAAUACUAGUUGCCACUGACUUAAAAAACGCAUCCCAAGAUUCCACCCGAAAAGAUGUCGUCCAAAAAGGUGGUGGAGUUGUUUUACGACGUGGUUUCUCCAUACUCCUGGCUUGCGUUUGAGGUCAUGUGUCGCUACAGAACCGUGUGGAACAUUGACCUCAAACUACGACCUGCAUUCCUUGGCGGGAUCAUGCACGGUGCCGGCAACAAACCUCCUGGUCUGGUUCCCAACAAAUUUGCAUAUAUGAACGAGGAUCUGAAACGACUGGCGAAGUAUUUUAAUGUCCCUGUGCAGGCCCCUGCAGACCCCUUUGAAGCCAUGUUCGAUAAAGGUUCCUUGACUGCAAUGCGCUUUGUGCAAGCAGUGCAGGAAAAAGAAACUGGUGGAGACCAACAGGUCGAGAAGGUGUCAAGAGAGCUUUGGAAAAGAAUCUGGAGUGAAGAUAAAGACAUCACUCAGCCUGAAUCGCUGGCUGAGGCGGCACAGAAAGCCGGAUUGAGCAGCAGCCAUAUUGAGGAGUUGCUGAAGCUGUGCACCACCAAGGAAAUCAAAGACAAGCUGAAGAGCAGCACGGAGGCUGCAAUGGAUUAUAGGGCGUUUGGCUUCCCCAUGGUGGUGUGUCACAUCAACGGGAAAGCAGAGAUGUUUUUCGGAUCAGACAGAUUUGAGCUCAUGGCCCACUGCCUUGGUGAGAAAUGGCUUGGACCUCAGCCUUCUCGCCCUGAAAUGUCAUCUGCCAAACUGUGAGCUGAAAAAGCUGCCUUUUAAACACUAAUGUGUUUGUGAUUCAAUCAUAUAUUCAUUUACUUUGCUUAUUCAGUCAUAAUGACCAAUAACAAAUAACCACUGUUAUCCAAAUAAUACGCACAUUGCUGUUGAAUAAACGACUCUCGA